Molecule: messenger RNA, 3039 nt
Organism: Pseudozyma flocculosa PF-1
Lineage: Eukaryota; Fungi; Basidiomycota; Ustilaginomycetes; Ustilaginales; Ustilaginaceae
Exons: 1
Coding region: 1-3039 (1012 amino acids)
Biological process (GO): protein O-linked glycosylation via mannose
Cellular component (GO): endoplasmic reticulum; membrane
Molecular function (GO): dolichyl-phosphate-mannose-protein mannosyltransferase activity
Source: RefSeq, a predicted model, not a curated record
AUGGCCUCGCUCGGCCACACAGAGGCCAGCGUCAGGUCAAGGGCGCACCAACAGCACCACCACCAACAACAAGAUGGCACAGACCUUCCUUAUCCUCCCGCAGACCGCUCCUCGUCCCUCUACGCCCCAUCUCCUCCCUCGGCUGGCUCCGAGUUCGACAAGGGAAAGGCCGCCCGGCUCAACGCCAAUCAGUCCAUCUCCGGCAGCACCGGCCUCGGUCUCGGCAUCGGCGCACAGCCCGGCUCAGGUGCAACCGUACGCUCCAUCGCCAGUGCAGAGUACCGCAUCAUCGCCGCCCUCGUCGUCGUCGCCCUCGCCGUACGCCUGCACAAGCUCGCACAGCCCUCGAGCGUCGUCUUUGACGAGGUCCACUUUGGCGGGUUCGCCUCCAAGUACAUAAAGGGCCGCUUCUUCAUGGACGUACACCCGCCCCUCGCAAAGCUCCUCAUCACCCUCGCCGCAUGGCUCGGCGGCUUCAACGGCCGCUUCGACUUCAAGGACAUCGGAAAAGAGUACCUCGUCGGCCCAGACACGCCCGUCCCCUACGUCGCCAUGCGCGCCAUCAACGCCCUCCUCGGCGUCGCCACCGUCCCCAUCGCCUACCUCACCCUCCGCGGCCUCUCGCUCCGCGCCAGCACCGCCAUGCUCGGCGCCAUCCUCAUCCUCUUUGACAACGCCCUCACCAUCCAGAGCCGCCUCAUCCUCCUCGACUCGGUCCUCGUCUUCUUCACCGCCCUCACCGUCCUCUUCUGGGUCACGUUCUGCAACGAGGAGAAGCGCGCCCCCUUUAGCCGCCGCUGGUGGGCCUGGCUCAGCCUCACCGGCCUCAGCCUCGGCGCCGUCGCCAGCUCAAAGUGGGUCGGCCUCUUUACCAUUGCCACCAUCGGCGUCAGCGUCAUUGUCCAGCUCUGGGAGCACCUCGGCGACACCCGCCAGCCCGUCAAGGCCGUCGCACGCCACUUUUUCGCGCGCGCCGUCUGCCUCAUCGGCCUGCCCGUCCUCGUCUACCUCUUCACCUUCUCCAUCCACCUCACCCUCCUCCACCGCAGCGGCGACGGCGACGGCUUCAUGAGCUCCGUCUUCCAGCACACCCUCCACGGCCACGGCAUGCACAACACCUACGCCGACGUCGCCCUCGGCUCCACCGUCAGCAUCCGCCACCUCCACACCCAGGGCGGCUACCUCCACUCGCACCCCUCGGUCUACCCCGCCGGCAGCGGCCAGCAGCAGAUCACCCUCUACCCGCACCGCGACGAAAACAACGAGUGGCUCAUCGUCAAGGCGCCCGGCCCCGAGGACCCGGCGCCCGAGGUCGACGACAAGGGCCACCCGCUGCGGCCCACGGACGAGGUGACGCGCCACCACGUCGAGCCCAUCGAGUUCCUCAAGCACGGCAUGGAGAUCCGCCUGCUCCACCGCAUGACCGACAAGCGCCUUCACAGCCACGACAACCACCGCCCACCCGUCACCGAAAGCGACUACCAGAACGAAGCCACGGGCUAUGGCUUCGAGGGCUUUGGCGGUGACGCCAACGACAACUUCCACGUCGAGAUCUUUGAGGGCACCAAGGGCGACCGCGCCUCGUCGUCGCGCGUCCGCUCGCUGCGCACCCACUUCCGGCUGCGCCACACGCUGACGGGCUGCUACCUCUUCUCGCACAAGGUGGUGCUACCCGACUGGGGCUUCGGCCAGCAGGAGGUGACGUGCAACAAGAACCCCACCAUGCCCAACUCGCUGUGGUACGUCGAGACCAACACCCACCCGCUGCUCGCCGAGGCCCACGAGUCGGGCGCGUCGCCGGCGCCCGAGAUGGUCAACUACCUGCGCCCCUCGUUCCUCGAGCGCUUCUGGGAGCUGCAAAAGGUCAUGUGGGAGACCAACGCCGGCCUGACGGAGCGCCACGUCUACGACUCGCGCCCGCAGUCGUGGCCGCUGCUGCGCCGCGGCAUCAACUUCUGGACAAAGGACCACCGCCAGAUCUACCUCGUCGGCAACCCGCUCGUGUGGUGGGCGUCGACGGCGUCGAUCCUGGCCUACCUGGCGGUGCGCGCGCUGCUGAUGCUGCGCGCCAAGCGCGGCCACCGCGACCUGAGCGACAGCAAGGUGUCGUUCUACGACCAGACGGCAGGCUUCCUCACGCUCGGCUGGGCGCUCCACUUCCUGCCCUUUUUCCUCAUGCACCGCCAGCUCUUCCUCCACCACUACCUGCCCGCCCUCUACUUUGCCAUCCUGCUCUCGGCGGUGCUCUUUGACUUUGCCACGUCGACGCUGCGCCCGCGCUUCCGGCUGGUGGCCAUGGCCGUCGUCGUCGUCGUCGUGCUGGGCGGCUUCCUCAAGUUCACGCCCAUCACCUACGGCGGCGAGUGGACGAGCCAGGCGUGCGAGGAUGCGCGGUGGCUCAAAGGUUGGGACUUCAACUGCCGCGACUACCCGACCGACCUGGCCAAGUUCAAAGACUACCCGCCGGCCAUCAAGAGCGAGGCGGUGCAGCACCACGGCUCCGCCGCGUCGCGCACGUCGACGAGCGCGGCGGCGAUGCAGGGCGUCGGGCAGGCCGAGGCGGGUCGACACGCGUUCGAGGUGGCACCGGCGCAGGCGCACCAGUCGGGACACGGCAUCGCCGGCGGCGGCGUGGGCGACAUCGUGGCCGAGAAGCUGCAGGGGUUGAAGCAGGAGCUGGUGGACGAGUACCAGCUGGUCAAGGAAAAGGUCAUGGGCGGCGGCGGCCAUCACGAGCAUCCCGCUGAUGCUGCUGCCGCUGCUGCCGCUGCUGCCAGUGGGGGCGUUGGCGGGGAGCAAGUGGGCAAGAUGGAAGGAAUGGACCAGGACAAGGUGCAAGACGUGCUUCUACACGGUACAGCCGCUGUGGUGGGUGGGAGCGAUGCUUCCACGACAGCGGCGGGCGAGGGGGGCAAGGAGGGGGAGGGAGUGGCGCGACCGAGCGACGUGGCGAGAGUGGACGCGCAUGCCGUCCAAGAGGCCCACGAAGCCGCCCAGGUCGUAGAGGCCGACCGUGCCGAGUCGCCAAGAGACGAUUGA